Nerophis lumbriciformis (worm pipefish) is the source of this 7434-nucleotide messenger RNA. RefSeq names its product suppressor of cytokine signaling 6a (gene socs6a). Gene Ontology annotation, biological process: intracellular signal transduction; phosphatidylinositol phosphate biosynthetic process; regulation of growth. Lineage: Eukaryota; Metazoa; Chordata; Actinopteri; Syngnathiformes; Syngnathidae. The record is from RefSeq and is a predicted model, not a curated record. Gene Ontology annotation, molecular function: 1-phosphatidylinositol-3-kinase regulator activity. Gene Ontology annotation, cellular component: phosphatidylinositol 3-kinase complex.
AAGAGGCCGUGAGCUCCUCCAGUGUGCUAACCUAUUGUCACUCACAAAGGUGUCAACUUAUUCGGGAGUGUGUCGGACUAGCUUCAUCUUUUAAACAAGUACCGACCCUGAAGAUGUAAACGCGGACGCUUUCCCUGUUCACUCGAAAGCAGAACAACGGCAAGCAUCCAAUGAUAGGUGGUGCAAGUGGAACUUGACCCCUCCAGGCAAGUCGAGUCACCAUUUUCCUGCUCAUAAUGGGUUUAGGUGCUCCGCUGUAUGCAUGACUUUUGUGCGACCUGAUGGGAGGAUACUGUGGAUAGUACUUUCAUCAGGAAACAAGAAGAAACAUCUCAUGCCCCCGCUUUGGAGGAGGGCCCCAUCAGAAUGAAGAAGAUCAGCCUUAAGACCAUUCGGAAGUCCCUGAGCAUAAAGGGCAAAGAGGAGGGCGACUUUGUCAUGCUCCAACAGCCCGCAGUGACCACAGAGUUCUCUAAGGACGAGUCACUUUUUGGUGGCUGCUACACCAAAGACCUAUCGGUGUGCAAUCUGGGUGGGGAGGAGGACAAAAGUGUCCAGAGUAAAAACCGCUCAAAGAGCGAGACCCUGAUGGGAUCACUGAAGAGAAGGUUAUCCGCAAAGCAGAAAGCAAAGGGCAAAGCUGGGUCCUCCAUCACUGGCUCAGCGGACGAUGAGGACACCAUCUCCUCAUCUGUGCCCAUUAGCUUCAACGAGGUGAAAGCCCAGAGACCGCUGAGAUCUGCAUCCCUAAGGAGUCACCACUACAGCCCCUCACCAUGGCCUCUUCGGCAAGUCAACUCUGAUGACGGCUGUAUUAAGAUGGAGGUCAAAGUUAAAGCCAUGGUUCACUCUCCUAGCCCUAGCCCCAACUUAAAUGGACUCCGAAAGGAAUUCAGCAAUUUUCAGAUGGAUGCGCUCUUUCAGGACCAAGCCGAAUCCUUAAAGCAGUCCCAAAAUGGUGACCUGCAUUUAAAUAUUGAUAAUGACGUGCCUGUGGUGCUGGGGUUAACACCCCAAGACUACAUCCAGUACACAAUGCCUUUAGAUGAGGGAAUGUACCCAGAAGGGUCUCACUCCUUCUGUCUGGACAGCUCCUCUCCUAUGGAGAUGGUGGCUGAGGCAGACAUUGGGUCCCCCCUGGUGGACCAGGGACACGAGGAACAUGAAAUGGUGGGCUCUUUGCCUCCAGAUCUUUUUAUGGAAACCUCAGUUAAUAGUCUUCUUAUCGGUUCUGCUCGCUUAAUGCUCCAAAGCUCAAGAGGAGAGGUCCCGCCUCCUCUCUCUCCCCUUUUGCCUCCCAUGACCAGUAAUGGACAUAUCCCCAGGACUUUUUCAGGCUUCAGCUCUUCAGACAGUCAAGUUGCUGAGAGAGUUAGACACCACCUCAACUUUGACCCGAAUUCGGCUCCUGGGGUCAGCCGAGUGUACGAUUCUGUCCAAAGCAGCGGGCCUAUGGUGGUGACCAGCCUGACAGAAGAGCUGAAGAAGUUAGCGAGGCAGGGCUGGUACUGGGGCCCUAUCACACGCUGGGAGGCAGAGGAAAAACUAAUCAAUUUAGCCGAUGGCUCGUUUUUGGUCAGAGACAGUUCGGACGACAGGUACUUGCUCAGCCUGAGUUUCAGGUCCCAGGGCAAAACGCUUCACACCCGCAUCGAACACUCUAAUGGACGCUUUAGCUUUUAUGAGCAGCCGGACGUGGAAGGACACACUUCUAUUGUGGACCUAAUUGAACAUUCUAUAAAAGACUCUGAGAAUGGUGCUUUUUGUUACUCAAGGUCUCGCUUACCAGGGUCUGCAACCUACCCUGUCAGACUAACUAACCCUGUAUCUCGUUUUAUGCAAGUGCGCUCCCUUCAGUACCUUUGCCGCUUUGUCAUUAGACAAUACACAAGGAUAGACUUGAUUCAGAAACUGCCCUUACCCAACAAGAUGAAAGAUUACCUGCAGGAGAAGCACUACUGAGGCCACACAGCAGUCCUGGCCGUUUUGCACUUUUGUGUUCAGUUAAGCGUACACAAGGUUUACAGACAAAUAACAAUUUGAGAUAAUUGGUUCUACAUGGAGGCUCUGGUCUAGAGUUCAACACAACACAAACCAUCACGAGUUGCCCAAUGAAGUGCUGACAUUAGCCAUAUAUUAUAUGGAGUAUUAGGAGAGGAAAAAAUAUUUUUUGCGAUUAUAGAUUGAAGUAUAGGUUGUAUUCACCUGGUGUCGCGUCCGGCUCAUUAACUAUGCGAGGCUCAAAGUGGUGGGUCAGUGAGCGUCUGUUGGCAUAGCGUUCUGGGUGGCAUUUUGCCUUACUCAAAGAAUAAUGCCCUAUGCUUGUUCUUUUCGGCUUUUGGAACUGCAUAAAUCGUGAAAAGGAUAAAAGUUUUUUCAGAUUUAUUGAGAGGUAAUCAAAAAUGGCGAAAUAUGUCAAGAUUUUACGAAAGAUGACGAGAAAAGUGGCAUGCACUACAGUCCCGAGGGAGAAGAGACAAGAAACACACACGUUUGCAGUAAUCACAUUGUAAAGGUUUGUUUGAUAUAUUUUAUCGUUUAGUGUUUCCCAUUUAAUUAUCAUCUUGAUAUUAUUUGUAUUUUAUCUUGUUUUGGAGUUUUAAAAGCGCAGUUUUGCUACGAGUGUUUCGUAAACCAACUCGGUGAGCCUAAAUAAAAGAGAAAUCAAAUGUGAGCAAAACCUAAAAUUGUUAAGCUUUUACCAAAGGCAGCAUUGUAAAUCAAGCUUUCAGCACAUACACAACAUUGAGGUCUAUAGUUAUAUUUUGAUAAAGAUGGUGGAAAAUACACAUACUUGUAACGGCGCAAUGAAAUUAAGGCAACAGACAUGGCUAUAAACGCGACGUUAAAUCAUGAAAUGCAACGUUACCCGAGCAAAAACAAUGCAUGUUUUAUCCAGGAUAAUCUUCAUAACAAUUUCCUUGACUGAGCCACACACAAAGAAGUUGUAGACAUCUGUGCUUUUUGAAAAUGUCAUGUUUUGUCGUGUAGAAUGACAUGUUUGUGAACGUGACCGAAGGCUAAUCCUUGACAUCACUCGGAAAAUCUUUUUUUGAUAAUUUACAAGGAUACAUUUCAUUGCAUAGUUUGCAUUGUUUGCUUGUAUCAGCUUUUAGUGGCAAGAUCAAGACCACUUGCGUACUUCGAUAGUUUUCACACUGUUUGCGUGUGUGUUUGGCAAAGUAGCCAUGUUGAUUUUGUGGCCCACCACUUUGUGUACUUCUGUUUAAAAGUCACAUUACUGAAUACAACCUAUAUCAUGAUUAAUUUGGUGAUUUAAGGACUUUACCAUUGAACUAAAACAUCACUUAUUGUAUAACACAGGCACAACUCCAUUGAGACUGACCAAUUGUGAACAUUAUUUAUUGGACUUUCAGAGAGCAUGUUCAGAUAUUCAUGUUACCCUGCAUUCGUUUUGUUAAACAGAUUAUUGGCAAAUUGCUGUAUGUAUUUCCAUCAUAAUUUAAUCUGCUCAACACUGUUGCGCUACAGAUGACACGCUACAAAUUAGUGCUUCAGUAUGGUCAACUGGUAAAUGCUUUGUUUCUAAGGUAGAACCUGAGAAAGCACAACGAUGUAUAAGGAAAGACAAAAUCAAACAGCACUGAAAUAUGAACGUCAUGCUCUGUCACAAGUGGGACAUGUCCAAGUAGUCAUAGUGGUCGCUGGUCCGGAAUUUAGGCAUACUUAAACCAACAAGGAGCUUUAAAUUAGCAUCUGGCUGUGUGGAAGCCAUUCUAUAUUAUGCAAGUCAAACGGUACUGAUGAUGCUGGAUUUUUUGUUGUUGUUGUUUUUGGAAAUAACCGUGUGUUCAUGCUUUGAGCUACAAUUCAGUGGGAGAUACUUUGCUUGCUUGGUAUUCACAAAAUAAUAUUCUGAAUUUUUUUUACGAAUGCAACCAUAUGCUAAAGUAGUUUUUCUACUUUCAUCCCCCAUUUAUGAUGUCCACAUUUUGUCUUCUGGACUCAAAGACAACAAAUGAAUGCCUUAGAUUUUAGUCUUUAAUUGGUACACAUCAAAAAUUAAAAUAAUAGGUCCUUUUUUAAGUAUUUAAAAACAAUUGGGAAUAUCUUAAAAGCUAAACAGCAGGUAGAGUUGUUGCACUUUUUAUUAGUCUUAUUUGCAUGUUUUGAAGGCUACAACGGUCAACCUUAGUAAGAAAAGAUGUCACAGUAGAAGGUUAAACAUUUUUCUUUAUAAGGUAAACCGCGACUUGACCUAAAUUUGUAUGGAAGUAUUUUAGUCUCUAAUGCAGGCACUGCCCUGGACCCUGAUCAAAUGAAUCCCUCGAAAUUGUUUGAGCCUUGUGUGAAAGGAUUUGGUAAAGCCAGGGUUGGCUUGAUGUCAAGGUCCCAGCUUAUGUCAAUUCCACUACAGCUGCUUAGCAUCAUUAGCACGAUAAAUGAAUACAGUUUCGCGUCAGCCUGUAAUUUCUUCAGAGCGGGGAUCUCACUUGUGGUUAACAUAUAUAUUACACUACAAUCACACAUGGGGGAUCUUCUACUAUAGUGAAUCCUAAACAGCUGUGCUAACUCUUAACAUGUAACUUUAGCAACCUCAAAACACUCUUAACAUGCUUUGUGGCACCUUUUUACAAAUAGUUGCUCAAAGUACAUGUUGAGGUAACAUAGUGUAUGAGUUAUCUACCCGUUGCAUUGUGAUGGUUAUAAUGUUUUCUUCUUUUGACUAUGUUGAGUAAUUAUCUCCUGCUGUUGGCUACUGUUGGCCUAAUUAAAGAGCAACUUUAAGGAAGCUGAAGUGUCUGACCAUCCUCUGGCAAACUCCACAGUGUCAAAAUAUGAAUUUUACUCAAGGUCUCCAGUAGCUCAGGGUCACUAGCUGCUGGUAGAAGUAGUUGAAAAAUGUAGUCAUGUGGCUAAAAUGUGAUUCUGAAGUGAAUUCAGUACUUUAUGCGGCCCAACCUCUCACCCAGACCUUACCUCCAGCAGCCCCCAGGGUAAAUUGAGUUUGAGACCCCUGCUCUAAAAUUUAGGAAAAGCACAUACCGUAUUUUCCGCACCAUAAGGCGCCCUGGGUUAUAAGCCGCGCCUUCAAUGAACAGCAUAUUUCAAAACUUUGUCCACCUAUAAGCCGCCCCGUGCUGAAAGCCGCAUCUAACUGCGCUAAAGGAAUGUCAAAAAAACAGUCAGAUAGGUCAGUCAAACUUUAAUAAUAUAUUAAAAACCAGCGUUCUAACAACUCUGUUCACUCCCAAAAUGUACGCAAAUGUGCAAUCACAAAUAUAGUAAAAUUCAAAAUAGUGCAGAGCAAUAGCAACAUAAUGUUGCUCGAACGUUAAUGUCACAACACACAAAAUAAACAUAACGCUCACUUUCUGAAGUUAUUCUUCAUUCAUAAAUCCCUCGAAUUCUUCUCCUUCGUGUCCGAAUUGAAAAGUUGGGCGAAUGUGGGAUCCAAAAUGGCCGGCUCCGUCUCGUCGAAGUAAUCGGAGUCAGUGUCACUGUUGUCCAGCAGUUCUGUGAAUCCUGCCUUCCGGAAAGCUCGGACCACAGUUGUGACCGAAAUAUCUGCCCAGGCAUUUACGAUCCACUGGCAGAUGUUGGCCUCGUCUGGCGCUGUCUCCCUGUCUUAGUGAAGGUGAUGUUGGCGUCGUCUGGCGCUGUCUCCCUGUCUUAGUGAAGGUGUGUUCGCCUUCUGUCAUCCACUGUUCCCACGCAGUUAGCAGUCUAGCUUCGAAUGCCCUGUUGACACCAAUAUGUAGCGGCUGGAGGUCUUUUGUCAAUCCACCCGGAAUGACGGCGAGUAUUGAAUUAAGCGCGUAAGCGUGUCUCUUAAUGUGAUGUUAUGAGCUAGCAAAUAUAACAACUACACUACCCAGCAUGCAACGAUAGUGACGAGCAUGCGCGGUAGCCCUGAGAAGCGUUGUAUGCUGGGAGUUAGAAUGUGGUUAUGAGCACGCUGUGAGUAAACGUUGAGAACUCAGUUAACACGCCUCGUCUGCAUUAUUUAUAAUUAGACAGACAACACACUUAAUAGGAGCCAUUUUGGGGUCUUUACAUAAACACACAAAUGGAAAUGAAACGUCACAUAUCCCAGCAUGCACCGCGCGCUUCUUCUACGGGGAAAAAAGAUGGCGGCUGUUUACCGUAGUUGCGAGACCGAAACUUUAUGAAAAUGAAUCUUAAUAUUUAUCCAUAUAUAAAGCGCACCGGGUUAAAAGGCGCACUGUCAGCUUUUGAGAACAUUUGUGGUUUUUAGGUGCGGCUAAUAGUGCGGAAAAUACGGUACUUCACUGCACAAGUGCUUUAUAUGGAUACCUUGAUAGGAAUUGUUUUUCACAAUAUUUAUGUGCAUCUAUUUUGACACUAGUGUCCUUAAAAGUACUUGGAGACAGACCCUCAGACUAGUUUGGUAGGCCGUUUGCGCAUAGUUCUAGUUAGUUGAAAACGUUGGUAUCUGAGGACCAGGAGUUGAAUGGUGUUGCACGUUAAAAGCCUUUCCAAGGUUUGAGUUGUAUAGCAAUUAGGGAUGUAACGAUAAGAACAUGUAUUUUCAUGUUUAUUGGGACUUAAAUUAUCACAGUUAUCAUUAUCGCGGUAUUCUUUAAUGUGCUCAAAAAUACUUAACAUAAAAUCUUUAGAUUUUUUAAAUGGCUAAAAUAAAUAGACCCACUGUUAGAAAGCCCACAAUUUGUAAUGUUAUUGUUUCUUAUAUUUCACUAACUGUUUUAGUAGGCGUUUUGGUGUCCUACUCUGGUUACUGGUCCUUGAACGCAGCGUAAAAACAUCUCAAUGUCAUAUUCCUUUUGAGUAAAUUCCGAUCACUCGAAGAGCACAGCUUUUAGCCUUAAUGUGCACAAUUGAAUAGCUUAGUUGCUCAGACAGUAUUGUGUUUUUACAACUUUAGAUUGGAGUAUGUAAUUUUUUAAUGAGGAAUGACAUUAAAUUCGCUAAUUCAUGUUAGCUUUUAAGCUAGCGCCAGAAAUCAAAAUUUAAAACGAUAAUACCAACAGUCGAGAGUUUUACCACAAUUAGCUUUAAUACCGUUUAUUGUUACAUCCCUAAUAGCAAUGAAGGAUUUAGGUAAUGCUAAACUAUACUGCAGAUGUUUUCUUUCUGUUAAACGAGUUGGACAUUCUGCGUGAACAUUUAUUUUAGAAUAUAUUUUAUUUUUAUUGACUUUUGCCAUCUUGGGGGAUUGAGGCUACAUGAAAAGAAUGAAAUAGAAUUAGGAAAACCAACUACAUUUGAAGAAAUAUGUUUUUUUUGCACUUGGAUACUCUUCUAAUACAUCCUGCCGAGAACUGUCCGUCCGCAUGAUAGCCGUUUUUCUUGUUACCAUCGAUGCUAACUAAUUUGUUUGGUGUCGUGUGUGUCCGACAUAGAGGGCGAUACACCAGCAUCCUGUCCAGGAAGGAGCUCAUGAAUGUGGAUGUGAUUGAAAUGUGAAUUUAAGAUUUUUUUAUUUUUUUU